Molecule: messenger RNA, 953 nt
Organism: Mus pahari (shrew mouse)
Lineage: Eukaryota; Metazoa; Chordata; Mammalia; Rodentia; Muridae
Gene: Ctf1
Product: cardiotrophin 1
Exons: 3
Coding region: 56-667 (203 amino acids)
Source: RefSeq, a predicted model, not a curated record
CCUCCUCCCUCCCGGAGGGGUGUGUUGAGGGAACCAGGAUAAGCCUGGGGCCAGCAUGAGCCAGAGGGAGGGAAGUCUGGAAGACCACCAGUCUGGCUCCUCAAUCUCAUUCCUACCCCAUUUGGAGGCCAAGAUCCGCCAGACACACAACCUUGCCCGCCUCCUGACCAAAUAUGCAGAACAACUGCUGGAAGAAUACGUGCAGCAACAGGGAGAGCCCUUUGGGCUGCCGGGCUUCUCACCACCGCGGCUGCCGCUGGCCGGCCUGAGUGGCCCGGCUCCGAGCCAUGCAGGGCUACCGGUGUCUGAGCGGCUGCGGCAGGAUGCAGCCGCCCUGAGUGUGCUGCCCGCGCUGUUGGAUGCGGUCCGCCGCCGCCAGGCGGAGCUGAACCCGCGCGCCCCGCGCCUGCUGCGGAGCCUGGAGGACGCGGCCCGCCAGGUUCGGGCCCUGGGCGCCGCGGUGGAGACGGUGCUGGCCGCUCUGGGCGCUGCAGCCCGCGGGCCCGGGCCAGAGCCCGUCACCGUCGCCACCCUCUUCACGGCCAACAGCACUGCAGGCAUCUUCUCAGCCAAGGUGCUGGGGUUCCACGUGUGCGGCCUCUAUGGCGAGUGGGUGAGCCGCACCGAGGGCGACCUGGGCCAGCUGGUGCCAGGGGGCGUCGCCUGAAAGUCAAUACUUGUUCUUGCAAGCUCGAUCUGUCUCGCCUCUUUGGCUUCAAAUUCUCUGUCUCUCCAAUGUGUCAUGUGUGUUCUUGGGCUGUCCCUAUCUUUCUGCAUUUGUGUGGUCUCUUUCUCUUCUGCUCUCUCCGCAGGGAGCUUCUUGUGCCCAACAGUUUCUCAUUUUGUCUCUUUCUCUCCCGUCUUGAACUCCCCUGUCUCUGAGAGGUUUCUUUUUGUUUCCUUGUCUCUUGGUUCUUUGCUUGCUUGCUUGUUGUUGAGACAGGGUCUCACCA